ACCUGUCAUUGUUUUCCGACUUUAAACCAAGAAUCCCGUUAACGAGCAUUCUUCCACAAUCCCCUUUAAUCUCUCUCUCUCUCUCUCUCUCUCUCUCUCUCUAGGCUUUCAAGCAGGAAGGGGGUCAAGUGCAUUCAUCUGAUUAGGGUUUGAGAGAAAUGGCGUUCUUCUCAUCAAUCGCGUCCAGCCUGUCCAAUUUCGGCAGCGCAAUGCACCAAUCCGUCAACGGUUUGAUGGGUUAUGAAGGCCUGGAAGUUAUAAAUCCAGAAGGGGGGACUGAAGAUGCUGAAGAGGAAGCACAAAGAGGAAGGUGGAAGCAGGAGGACAGGGAUAGUUAUUGGAAGAUGAUGCAGAAAUAUAUAGGUUCUGAUGUCACGUCGCUGGUGUCACUUCCAGUUUUUAUUUUUGAGCCAAUGUCAAUGCUUCAGAAAAUGGCAGAGUUGAUGGAAUAUUCCCAGCUCUUAGAUUUAGCAGAUGAAUGUGAGGAUCCCUACCUGAGAAUGGUUUAUGCUUCAUCCUUCUUUAUAUCCAUCUAUUAUGCUUGCCAACGAACUUUGAAGCCAUUCAAUCCAAUACUCGGUGAAACUUAUGAAAUGGUCAAUCAUGGUGGCAUUACAUUUAUUGCUGAACAGGUUAGCCACCACCCUCCAAUAAGCGCUGGACAUGCUGAAAAUGACCAUUUUGUUUAUGACAUAACUUCGAAGGUGAAGACCAAAUUCUUAGGAAACUCGCUUGAAAUCUAUCCCCUUGGAAGGUCACGAGUGACCCUGAAAAGAGAUGGUGUGGUCCUAGAUUUGGUGCCUUGCCCUUCAAAAGUUAAUAACUUGAUAUUUGGACGAACUUGGAUUGAUGUACCAGGUGAGAUGACUUUGACAAACUUGAGCACUGGGGAUAAAGUUCUGCUGUAUUUUCAACCUUGCGGCUGGUUUGGUGCUGGUCGCUUUGAAGUGGAUGGAUAUGUGUAUAAUGCCGCUGAAGAACCCAAAAUUUUGCUGACUGGGAAAUGGAACGAAUCAAUGAGUUAUCAUCCUUGUGAUGCGGAAGGAGAACCCCUGCCGGGCACUGAAUUGAAAGAGGUCUGGAGAGCUGCUGAAGCCCCUGAAAAUGACAGAUUUCAGAGCACAUAUUUUGCACACAAGCUAAAUAGCUUGGACACCGCCCCUAAGAAGUUAUUGGCAUCAGAUUCUCGCUUGCGACCCGAUAGAUAUGCACUUGAGAAAGGUGAUUUGUCCAAAUCUGGUUCAGAAAAGAGCAGUCUGGAGGAGAAACAGAGGGCUGAAAAGAGACUUAGAGAGACCAAGGGCCAGCAAUUUACUCCAAGAUGGUUUGACCGAUCUACUGAAAUUGCUCCUACACCUUGGGGCGACUUGGAAAUAUAUCAAUUCAAUGGCACAUAUGACCAGCAUCGGGCUGCUAUGGAUAGCUCAGACAGUAUUGAAGAGGUAGACAUCGCGUCAACAGAGUUCAAUCCGUGGCAGUAUGGAGACUUGGCAACAGAAUGAGAUUUUACAUCAUGUACUUUGCCGGCAUAAUGUUCUUUCCGUAAUGUUUUUGGAUGCCGCUUGUUUGUUAUUGUAUUCUGUUGAAUAGUUCAGCCUGGUUUCAGUAAUUUACUCCAAGAUGGUUUGACCGAUCUACUGAAAUUGCUCCUACACCUUGGGGCGACUUGGAAAUAUAUCAAUUCAAUGGCAAAUAUGACCAGCAUCGGGCUUCUAUGGAUAGCUCAGACAGUAUUGAAGAGGUAGACAUCGCGUCAACAGAGUUCAAUCCGUGGCAGUAUGGAGACUUGGCAACAGAAUUAGAUUUUACAUCAUGUACACUUUGCCGGCAUAAUGUUCUUUCCGUAAUGUUUUUGGAUGCCGCUUGUUUGUUAUUGUAUUCUGUUGAAUAGUUCAGCCUGGUUUCAGUAUUUAUAAUUAGCGUGAAUUUUGUUCGGUUAGUAGAAAAAUGAAUAAUGUGCUAUCUUAGAUCUACAUUUUGCAAUAAGAGCUUCAGCAAUA
Rhododendron vialii is the source of this 2000-nucleotide messenger RNA. Its product is annotated as oxysterol-binding protein-related protein 3A-like. The transcript has 10 exons. Bases 159 to 1502 code for a protein of 447 amino acids. NCBI's taxonomy places the organism in Eukaryota, Viridiplantae, Streptophyta, Magnoliopsida, Ericales, Ericaceae. The record is from RefSeq and is a predicted model, not a curated record. Gene Ontology annotation, molecular function: sterol binding. Gene Ontology annotation, cellular component: intracellular membrane-bounded organelle; cytosol; membrane.